CGUCCGUCAGAGGGCUUCUGGUGCCGGCGUCGGCGGCCGGGACGGCGCGAGCGUCGCGAUGGACGCCGAAGUGGAGUCGCCUCUGCGAGAAGUGAGCGUGGCCGACAUUGGCUGCCUGAUUGAGCGUCUUCAGGAGCAUGGAGUGCAUGGUGCAAAGAGUCGGUGUCUGCUCCUGCUCUUACAGAGCGGCGUCAACACAUGUCCCUGCCGCAUCUAUGCCAGCCAAGAGUCUGGUCAGCCCCUGGUCGUCAUAACAAUUACGCGUCAGUGGCACGGCCAUCACGCGCUGGGCGUGUUCGCACGAGAGGACGCGGCGAGCCUGCGGUGCCUGGCCGCGGCCGUGCGCGCCCCGGGCCUCCAGCUCUGGGGCACGCCCUUCACCGCCGACGGCGUGCCCCUGCACGUGGCCCACGUGCUGAGGACGGCCGCCGAGGAACGAGGCCUCACGUGGGACGGGCUCGCGCCGUUUGACCUCUUCGUGCAGGAGAGUUGCCAGCCGCCGGAGCACGUGCUUGAAUGCCCAGCCGGUGUCGUCAUCCGCCCGCUCAAUGAGGGACAUGUGGACCAAGUGAAGCGCUUCUGGGAGUACUCCGACCACGUCCCGGGCCGUCGACGGCAUCAUCAGAGACGGACGCGCACCUCGCACUCGUCCGAGACGCCGCCCGCCAACAGAGCCGUGACGUCACUGACCUACGGCGCGCCGGCCUUCAUCGGCUUGACGCGCGACGGCGACAAAUAUAGGUGGGCCGACGGAGGUGCCCUGGAGUACGCCCACUGGGCGGCUGGGCAGCCGGCGGACGGGUGGCUUGGUUGUGUCGUGACCAACGCCGACGGCAACGGCGGCUGGGGCACGGCCAACUGCACAGAGACGCUCGACUUUGUGUGCUCGGCUCCAGCGAAUUCGACGCUGGACGACGUCGACUCUACGUAG
Messenger RNA from Pollicipes pollicipes, 931 nucleotides. RefSeq lists its product as uncharacterized. NCBI's taxonomy places the organism in Eukaryota, Metazoa, Arthropoda, Thecostraca, Pollicipedomorpha, Pollicipedidae. The transcript is spliced from 5 exons. Bases 59 to 931 code for a protein of 290 amino acids. The record is from RefSeq and is a predicted model, not a curated record.